AUCCGAGCCAAGAAGAAACCUACUCCAGUGAAGUAUGAAGUUGGGGAUCUUGUUUGGGCCAAGUUCAACAGACGCCCAUGGUGGCCAUGCACAAUUUGUCAUGACCCAGUGCUGGACUGUCACUCAAAAAUGAAAGUUUCCAAUCGGAGACCAUACAGAGAGUACUAUGUGGAUGCCUUAGGAGAAGCUUCAGAGAAAACCUGGGUUGCUGGGAAAGCUAUUGUCCUCUUUGAAGGAAGACAUCAGUUUGAAGAGCUGCCUGUCCUUCGGAGAAGAGGAAAACAAAAGGAAAAAGGCUACAAACAUAAGGUUCCUCAAAGAUUUAUGGCUAAAUGGGAAGUCAGUGUUGGACAGGCAGAAGACAUUCUUCUUGGGGGGCCAGAGGAUCAGAAGUGCAGCCAGAACUCCAGCGAGCUGGACAGCGAGAAGGAAGUGCAGUCAGAAUACUAUGCCAAUGGCCCUGGAGCAGAAAGGGACAGGCAGCUGAAUGGCUGUUUUAAAUCCUUGGCGUUUGACUCCAGACACCUGGCCAGUGAAAAAGGAAAAUUGCACAUUAAGCCACACAUGAAAAAGAGCUCUGACAGCAGAAAAAGGACUAGAGUAAAAAAGAGUGGCACAAGAGGGGAAGCAUCUAGGGGAGAAAUCAAAGGAAAAACGCCAGAGAGCAUAGUUAGAAACAUGAUUGUUGGGGACCUACCAGAUAAACACGCGUCUCAUGAACUUCGCCGGAUUGCCAACAGCCUGACUGCAUCCAGUAGCACCAGGGAAAACCAUUUGCUUUCCUCCUUUGGAGAAAGACGUUUUGAAAAGACACCUUUGAAACCGGACUAUGAGAAUCGCAAAAGUGAUGCUCUGAAGAACGCGCUCCAAGGGGAUUUGUUUUCCAGUGCAUCUUUGGAGAGAGAGAAGAGCUCCCUCGGCAUUUUAUGCAGUUCCAAAUUACAAAUACACUAUUCUGCAUCUGAUACUGGUAUUGAGAAAAAGCAACCUGAAUCUGAUUCAUCCUCUUCCCUCUCAGAUGGUGGGAACAGUGAUGUAGAUACCGUGGACCAAAGUUCAGAGAGAGCCUCUAGUGCUCUUGAAGUUAGUGAUUCUUCAGAUAAAGUGGAGAAGGAAUUUCCUGUUAUGUCAAGUGGAAACAUUAAACUUUCCAUGUAUCUUUCUCAGAAGAGCAACAGAAGGGCCAGGAAGAAGUCAUACAGAGAUCACAAACCUUUGGGAAGUUCAGUAACUGGCAGACUUGAUGCUGAAUUUGCAGAUGGGGAGCUUGAAAUAGGCUUCUCUGAUGCUGAGAUGUCGUUGACGGCUCUUGACUGCUCUUCAGAUGUGAGAAAUGACAAUCUUUAAGCAAACAAACACACUACUCCCCAAAGUGUUUCCAAGGACAGCUCCUGGCCUGCUGUUGCAAAUCAAGCAAUCUUAAAACCGAAAAGCAUGAAAUUGCCCCGAAUCAGGAGUAUAAAAUGCAAACAUAAAGAAAAAGUUGCUGGGUUAGAGCCUUCUCUUGCAGAAGAGGAGGGUGGUGUGAAUCGCUGCUCUUCUGAUACCAAAGGUUUCUCUGGCCUUCAGAGAGAUUCUCUUCAGAGAAGUGGAAAAGUUGAUGGUCAAAAACUGUUAAACAACAUCCAUGAGAAACCCAGGGAUUCUGCUGAAAUAGAAACAGCAGUGGUGAAACACGUCUUGUCGGAGCUGAAGGAGCUGUCUUAUCGGUCCAUGAAUGAUGAUGCUAGUGACUCUGGCACUCCAAAGGCCACAGUACCUUUAAUUUUCUCUUCCGCCUCUGGUCAUGGUCGAUUGCCUAUUGAGCCAGAUUACAAGUUCAGCACCUUGUUAAUGAUGUUGAAGGAUAUGCAUGACAGUAAGACAAAAGAGCAGCAACUGAUGACUGGUCAAAAUGUAGUCCCUUUUCGAAAUACCAGCACAGCUGAUGGUUCUGGAAGCAAUUCUGCGAGUGGUCUGAAGUCCUUGUCUAUUGUAGGUCCCCCGUAUAAAAUAGAAAAAAAUGGAGAUUGUGUCCAGGAAACAGUAAAUCCAAACUCCUCUAUAAGCAAGUCCUCAUUUUCACGCAAUCCUCCAACCAAGUUGACGGGGAUUGGUACUAGUAAAAGGGAGUCCGCAAGUACUGCUGUUUCUGGGACAAACGGCACAAAUUGCGUGCCCAAACGCAACUGUUCAAAAUCUAAGCAGUCAUCAAAGCUUGGAGAUAAAACAGUUUCAAACAGAAAGGACUUAAAACCAGGAGGGCCAAUACAUUCAGAGAGGAAGCGCCUUAGAAAACCAAGUAAAAGGCUUCUGGAAUAUGCAGAAGAGUAUGAUCACUUAUUUGCACCCAAGAAAAAAUCAAAGAAGGGCCAGGAGCAAUUGCAAAAGGUGAAUUCUGUGGUGAGGUCUGAAUUUGAAGGAGGUCUUCCUGCACAAUGUAGUCCUGACAGAGAUACCCAGCGGGGGCAGAGUUCUUUGGUUUCAACUCCAUCUUCAACCAAAGAGUCCCCUCCUAUCCUUGAAGCAGAGUGCUCCUUCUCAGAACUAGGAUCCCAUUCCACUGAUCCCACUGAUCAACUUCUAGAAGGACCUUCAGAUUUUCCAGAGCUGGUGCUCUCUUCCUCGGAUGUUUCUGAAGUGUCUGCUUCUCCAGAUGCAGAAGAGAGAUUCCUGAAAUCAGGAAACUUCGAAAGCAAGCGUCAAAGGAAGCCCACUAAAAAGCUCUUGGAAUCCAAUGAUUUGGACACUGCCUUUAUGCCAAAGAAGGAGGAGUGGACUCCCCCAAAGAAGGGCACUGGCCCUUCGGAGAGUGACAGCUCUGAGCUCUACUCACCAGCCCAUUUCUCAGACCUGGGAGAAGCUUCUGAAAAGCUCUUGGAGAAGCAACGGAAGCGGAAGAGACAACGCCAUUCCUCUGCUGCAAUGCAUUCCAAGAAGGAGAGAAAUGAAGAGGGGCUGGGGGAGACCCCACAUUCUGAGGGGGAGACAUCAGUUCAUGGGACUGCUGCAAGCCCCAAAGAGGGUAAUGAAGAGGGGUUAGAGAAUGACCAUGGAGUGCCUUCGUCCAAAAAGAUGCAGGGGGAGCGUGGAGGAGGAGCAGCUCUAAAGGAGAAUGUGUGUCAGAUCUGCGAGAAGCCAGGGGAGUUGUUGCUGUGUGAGGCGCAGUGCUGUGGUGCUUUCCACCUGCAGUGCCUUGGGCUCUCUGAGAUGCCAAAGGGCAAAUUCAUCUGCAACGAGUGUUCCACAGGGGUCCAUACCUGCUUUGUGUGCAAGAGCUGUGGGGAAGAUGUAAAACGGUGCUUGCUGCCCCUCUGUGGGAAGUAUUACCACGAAGCAUGCAUUCAAAAGUAUCCGCCCACGGUCAUGCAGAACAAGGGCUUCCGAUGCUCCCUGCACAUCUGCAUGACUUGUCAUGCUGCUAACCCAGCAAACAUCUCUGCAUCUAAAGGUCGCCUGAUGCGCUGUGUGCGGUGCCCGGUCGCGUACCACUCCAACGACUUCUGCCUCGCCGCCGGCUCCGUGGUCCUCGCCUCCAACAGCAUCAUCUGCCCCAAUCACUUCACUGCGCGGAGGGGCUGCCGCAACCACGAGCAUGUCAACGUCAGCUGGUGCUUUGUCUGCUCGGAAGGGGGCAGCCUUUUAUGCUGUGAGUCGUGCCCGGCUGCGUUUCACCGUGAGUGUCUAAACAUUGAGAUGCCAGAGGGAAGCUGGUAUUGUAAUGAUUGCAAGGCAGGCAAAAAGCCACACUACAAGGAAGUAGUCUGGGUGAAAGUUGGGCGCUACAGGUGGUGGCCAGCUGAGAUUUGCCAUCCUAGGACAAUUCCUGUCAACAUCCAGAAAAUGAAACACGAUAUCGGCGAGUUCCCUGUGCUGUUCUUCGGCUCCAAGGAUUACCUUUGGACCCACCAGGCCCGUGUGUUCCCUUACAUGGAAGGUGAUGUCAGCAGCAAAGACAAGAUGGGGAAGGGCGUGGAUGGCAUAUACAAGAAAGCUCUUCAGGAAGCUGCAGUAAGAUUUGAAGAAUUGAAGGCACAGAAAGAACUGAGACAGCUUCAGGAAGACAAAAAGAACGACAAGAAGCCUCCUCCCUACAAACACAUCAAGGUGAACCGCCCAGUGGGUAAGGUGCAGAUCUUUACUGCAGACCUGUCCGAGAUACCGCGUUGCAACUGCAAACCAACAGAUGAAAACCCCUGUGGCCUGGAUUCGGAAUGCAUCAAUCGCAUGUUGCUCUAUGAAUGCCACCCCCUGGUCUGCCCUGCUGGGGAGCGCUGCCAGAACCAGUGCUUCUCCAAGCGGCAGUAUCCUGAGGUACAAAUUUUCCGCACGCUGGCACGAGGCUGGGGCUUGCAAGCCAAAACAGACAUCAGAAAGGGCGAAUUUGUUAAUGAAUAUGUCGGGGAGCUAAUUGAUGAAGAGGAGUGCAGAGCCCGAAUCCGCUAUGCUCAGGAGCAUGACAUCACCAAUUUCUACAUGUUGACGCUGGAUAAGGAUCGAAUCAUUGAUGCUGGGCCAAAGGGCAAUUACGCUCGGUUCAUGAACCAUUGCUGCCAGCCGAACUGUGAGACUCAGAAAUGGUGUGUGAAUGGCGAUACUCGGGUUGGGCUCUUCGCAAUUGUAAAUAUCAAAGCUGGGACUGAGCUGACUUUCAACUACAAUCUGGAGUGUUUGGGAAAUGGAAAGACCGUUUGUAAAUGUGGAGCCCCAAAUUGCAGUGGCUUCCUAGGAGUACGGCCAAAGAGCCAACCCAACCUCACCGAGGAAAAGUCCAAGAAGCUAAAGAGACGGCCACAGAUGAAGCGCAGGUCGCAGGCGGAGGUGAUGAAGGAGCGAGAAGAUGAGUGUUUCAGCUGUGGGGACGGAGGGCAGCUAGUUUCUUGUAAGAAGCCAGGCUGCCCCAAGGUGUACCACGCGGACUGCCUCAACCUGACCAAGAGACCUGCAGGAAAAUGGGAGUGCCCGUGGCAUCAGUGUGAUAUGUGCGGUAAGGAAGCAGCUUCCUUCUGCGAGAUGUGCCCCAGGUCCUUCUGCAAGCAGCACCGGGAAGGCAUGCUCUUCAUCUCCAAGCUGGAUGGACGUUUAUGCUGCACAGAGCACGAUCCCUGUGGUCCUAACCCUCUAGAGCCGGGUGAAAUCCGUGAGUAUGUGCCUCCCAUAGGAGCACUGGCUGACGGUGAGGACACCCAGCCACCGGAGCAGCCGCCUGCAGACACAGACCUGAGCGUUCCGCCUCUGGACAGCCUACCUCAGGCGCUGAGACUGCCCCCGUCAAAUAAACCCCCCACCACCUUGUCACUGAGGCUGAAGCCAUCCAACAAACCCCCCACCACCCUGUCGCUCCGGCUGCAGCCUUCGGACAAACCUCCCACCACUCUCUCGCUCCGCCUGCAGCCAUCGGACAGGCCCCAGGCUGCCCUGUCCCUAAGGCUGCAGUCAGAGAAGCAACCCAUCAUUGUAGCGCUGAGGCCUCAACAGCCCGACAAACCUCCCACCAACGCGGUGCUGUGGCCACUGGACGAGUCCUGCAGUGAUGCCUCACAGCCUCACCUGCCGAGCAAAUCUCCUCCGGGAACUCCGCAGUCGUUGGACGAGUCGCUUGUUACUGCUGGUGCCCUGCAGCUCCAGCUGUCGGACGAGCCUCCUGCCACCCCUGGGGUUUUGGGGUUAUCGGCCAAGUCUCUCAUUGACACCAGGACCCAGCAGCCUGAGCUAUUGGAUGAGUUCCCAACGAAAUGCCUGCACCCUCAACUGUCAGACAGACUUCUUCCCACGGCGGACCCUGUGGCCGGUCAGCUUCAGCUGUUGGACAAAGCUUCUCCCCAGAGUCCGCAGCUUCGGUCUGUAGAAAAGGCUCCCAGCUCCAUGGUGCCACAGGUCGCAGCAUCAGAGGUGGCUCCUGGUCCUGGGGUGCUGUGGCCUCUGCCAAUUGAAAAGGUCCCCGGCUCCCCGGUCUCACGGAUCCUGCCCACGGAGAAGGCUCCUCGUCCCCUGCCUCCGGAGAAGGCUCCUGCCUUGGGGAUGCCACGGAUCCUGUCCACAGAGAAGGUUUCCAGCUUAGGGGCACCACGAGCCCUGCCUCCAGAGAAGACUCCUGGCUCCCGGUCACUGCAUGUCCUGCCCGUGGAGAAGGCUCUUGGCUCGGGGGCCCUGCGGAUCCCGCUCACGCAGAAGGCGCUCACCCCUGGGGUGCUGCGGCCCCUGCCUCCAGAGAAGGCUGCCGACUCUGGGGCCCUGCGGGUCCUGCUUCCAGAGAAGGCUCUUGGCUCCGGGGUGGCUCGGCCCCAGCUCUUAGAGAGACCCCUCACUCUUACAGCUCCGUGGCCUCAGGCAUCGGACAAGCUGGCUGCUGCUCCCCAAGCCUUGGACAAGCCUCUGGCUGUGUCAGCUCCGAGGCUGUUGCUGUCGGAGAAGGCGCUGCGGCCCGUUGACCAGAACGCGCAGCCGAAGGAGAGAGGAGCCCCAGCCGUGGAGCUGAGUCCCCAGCAGAAAGAGAGGACCCUGUUAGGUGGUGAGCAAAUCUCUUGGUCUGCUGGGAAAGCGGUGACGCAUGUCGGACAGGUACCUUGGCCUGCAGAGAAACUACAGACACAUGAGCAAACCCACUGGCCCACUGCAAGAGCCCUGACGCCUGCAGAGCAGUCUCCCCGGACAGCAGAGAAACUACCAGAGCCGACCCUUCAGCCCAGCUGGGAAGUGGCCUCAGCCCCCGCAGAGCAAACCCCUUGGACAUCAGAGAGAUUACGUGCAUUUGAGCAGACCCCUCGGCCAGCCAGGGAAGCGCCAGCACCCCCAGAGCAAAUGCAGUGGCUUGUCACGAACGUUCAGACAAUUGACCAGAUUUCUUGGCUGAGUGGAAAACCACAGACUCCUCGGGGGCAGGACCCUUUGCCUGAACAAAACACAGUGCUAGCCCGUAACCAGGAUUCUGUCUGUCGUGAGUUGGCUGACUCAGAGCCAAAGUGA
This is a messenger RNA of Leptosomus discolor (cuckoo roller), 6945 nucleotides long. NCBI's taxonomy places the organism in Eukaryota, Metazoa, Chordata, Aves, Leptosomiformes, Leptosomidae. The record is from RefSeq and is a predicted model, not a curated record.